Chironomus riparius is the source of this 921-nucleotide messenger RNA. NCBI's taxonomy places the organism in Eukaryota, Metazoa, Arthropoda, Insecta, Diptera, Chironomidae. The record is from the annotation of a GenBank genome assembly.
AUGAUGAAAUUUCUACUAAUUCUUUCAAUCUAUGCUGUUUGUUCAGUCUCAGCGCUUCCAUUUACUUUGAAUAAUUUGGAAAGAAUCUUCGGACCAUUCAAUAGACUUAGACUAAGUCCCGAUGCACGAAUUGUUGGAGGAGAUGCAGCAAACAUUACUGACUAUCCAUACCAAGGAAGCUUAAGAAGAUCAGGAAGUCAUAUUUGUGGAUGCAAUGUGAUCAGCUCAUUUUUUAUAUUUACAGCAGCACAUUGUACGAGUGGAGCAGAUGCAUCAUCAUUAUCAGUUCGUGUUGGAACUAGCUUUAUGGGACGAGAUGGUCAAGUUUUUAAUGUUUCAGAAAUAAUCCAGCAUCCACAAUUCAAUUCAUGGAAUAUUGAUUAUGAUUUCUCGCUCCUUAGACUUCAAACAGAAUUAACUUUCAGUGACAGUGUCCAACCUAUACAAAUUCCAUGCUCAGGAGAGGACUUCCCUGAUGGAACAAUUGUUUCAACAUCUGGCUGGGGAGCUACUCAAAAUUCAAGCAUUCCAAAUGAUCAAUUAAGAGUUGUUUAUGUUGUGAUUAUUAAUCAGCAAGUCUGCGUCGAUGCUUAUCUUAAAAUUAGUGCUGAAGUCACUAAAAGGUGCUUAAUUGUUGGAUACCUAAUAGAAGGUGGUAAAGAUGCUUGUCAAGGUGACUCUGGUGGACCACUCGCUUCUCCAAACACAAGCACCUUUAUAUCUGAUGGGAGAGUUCUGAUUGGACUUGUUUCAUGGGGCUACGGCUGUGCAAGACCAAACUAUCCAGGUGUUUAUUCAAGAAUUUCAGCAGUUAGUGACUGGGUUAUGCAAAAAACUGGAAUCGAUACUUGUUAUCGAAUUGGCCAGGAUGAUUAUCAACUUUACAAAAAUCCUUUACUAAGAGAUAUUGAAGUUAAAUGA